Messenger RNA from Xenopus laevis (African clawed frog), 1363 nucleotides. Its product is annotated as flap endonuclease 1. The record is from RefSeq and is a predicted model, not a curated record. NCBI's taxonomy places the organism in Eukaryota, Metazoa, Chordata, Amphibia, Anura, Pipidae. Bases 51 to 1220 code for a protein of 389 amino acids. The transcript is spliced from 11 exons.
AAGUUCCGCACUUUAGUUCCGCUCACAGCAGAGCCCGGCAGCCGACAGACAUGGGGAUCACGAAGUUGGCCAAACUGAUCGACCAGGAAGCUCCGGACUCCAUCUCGCUGUUUUCGCCAAGGGAAUACCGAGGUCGGGUUCUCGCUAUUGAUGCCUCUGUGGCCAUUUACCAGUUUAAUUCGGCAAUUCCUACUAUACAAAAUCGAUAUGGGGAAGACCUAAGUGUCUUGCAGGGAAUGUUCUAUCGCACAGUUUACAUGCUGGAGAAUGGGAUCAAGCCCGUGUAUGUAUUUGAGGGGCAGCCUCCUGCUUUAAAACACAGAAAGGAAAACACUGCUGGAAAAUCCAAUGCAGGACACAAGGGAAAAAACGACUUAGAGACAAUGCUGAAAUACCUCGGAGUUCCUUAUAUACAGGCCACGGGUGAAGCAGAAGCCACGUGCGCUGCACUAGUCAAACACGGCUUGGCAUGGGGCACAGUGACAGAAGACAUGGACGCCCUGCCGUUUGGAAGCACCCGCCUAAUACGGAACUUAAAGGCCAAUGACGGGAGGAAUGUAAAAGAAUACAAUCUACCGAAACUACUAAAACAGCUGAACUUGAGUAUGGAGCAGUUUGUGGAGCUGUGCAUAUUGCUGGGAUGUGACUAUUGUGAGAAAAUUAAAUUCCAAGGCAUAAAGAAAGCUCUGGAGCUGAUGCACAAACAUGGGAGCAUCAAGAACAUUGUAAAGACCAUUAAACAGAAGAAUCACAUUCCUGCAGAUUUCUGUUAUCGGGAAGCAAUCGAGCUGUUCCUCCGGCCGUCUGUAACUGAUGUGAGUCUGGUUCAGCUGAACUGGAAAGACCCAGAUGAAGAGAAGCUGAUUCAGUUCCUGUCACAUGAAAAACACUUAAAUGAGACAAAGAUCCGCACAAAGCUGGAGAAGCUCCGCUCUGCACAGCAGCCAAAGGCAAAGAAAACUCCAAAGAAAAGAGCAGCUCAGUCCAGUGUUUUUGAUCCAAAUGACCAGAAGCAGCAAAAGAUGACGGAUUUCUUCACAACCAAGAAAAGCCAGUCCAGUCUUCCUGGUCCAAAUAAACAGAAGCAGACAAAAAAGCCAGAUUUCUUCAAGACCAAGAAAAGCCAGAAGCAGCCUCAGGGCCGCACUGAGAACAAAGAUCUAUCUGGGAACAUCCCAUCCACCUCCUCAAGCCCUGGAUGCAGCCAAAGUACUCGCUGACCAUCCCAGAGGCACCGGCUGUGGAUAAUAUAGAGCAGUUAUCACUUUAUGUAUAGAGUUACUAUAUCAUCAUACAAUCAUUUACUUCUAUUAUUUAUGUACUUUUCAAAAACACAACUAUUAUGGGGAAAUGUAGCAAAAGU